UUAUGCUAUUCAAUCUGCAUUCUGCAGUGCCCCUGACUGUAACUAAAUUUUAUUGAAUUUAGAUUACGUUUUCCAUCUUCUGAAGGAGUUUAAUAAAUUCUGCGUCCACCACAGAUGUCUUCCAAAUAACUUACAUUCCUGCAUGAACUAUUCCUGCACUUGUUUUUCAACUUAUUAGAUCACAAUGAUUUUGGUAAAUAGACUUUGGUUUGUCUGUAGAACUAACAAAUACCCCAUGAAAGUAUUAUGGUCUGCAGGUAAAGGAGAGAGAGUUAUACUUGAUAACUCAAAAAUAUAUUCCGUACUAUUGUGCAAACAGUGUGUUCAAAACUUUUCCAAAUCAGUGUCUGUACAGUCAAGCAAGCAUUUACCAUUUUCAAGGGUAUUUUCCGGUUAUGUGCGACAUGUGCUGCAAUGUAUUAGAAGACCAAAAUCAACUAAUGCUAACAGUGCGCCGUUGAAAAGCUCUGGAAACAAAAGUGAAAAAUUAGAAGCAUCAAAAAUAAGUAAACAAGAGUUCAAAAGACUUCUCGGUCUUGCAAAACCCGAGAGAUGGAAACUGGCAGGUGCCAUAGUGCUGCUCCUUGUGUCCAGUACUGUGACCAUGGCUAUUCCCUUUGCUUUGGGCAAAGUAAUCGAUAUUAUCUAUACAGAAGAUUCCAAACAGAUGAAAAGCAACCUUAACGCUCUUUGUGCCACCCUGUUGGGUGUGUUCAUACUCGGAGGGCUGUGCAACUUUGGCAGGGUUUACCUCAUGAAUCUGUCUGGACAAAGAAUAACAAGGGCCUUAAGAGAGAGAGUGUUUGGAUCGGUAAUGAAGCAAGAAGUGGCAUAUUUUGAUCAAAAUCGCACUGGGGAGUUGAUCAACCGGCUGUCGACUGAUACCUCAGUGGUCAGUCAAUGUGUGACUAUGAACAUCUCCGACGGUCUGCGCUCCACGAUCAUGGUCUGCGCGGGGGUGUCAAUGAUGUUCUACAUGUCACCUGAACUGGCUCUUGUUGGUCUAGCAAUUGUUCCUCCUGUCGCAGGGAUGGCUAUUGUUUACGGCCGCUUUGUCCGUAACAUAACCAAGAGAGUACAGGAUUCAUUGGCGGAAGCCACACAAGUAGCAGAGGAGAGGAUAGGUAACAUUCGCACAGUGAAAGCGUUCAGCCAAGAACAACGAGAAAUACAAACUUACGCUGACAGGAUGCAACACGUACUAGAGCUGGCCACCAAAGAGUCCUUAGCACGUGGAAUCUUCUAUGGCAUGACAGGCUUGAGUGGCAACGCAAUCAUACUGUCAGUGCUGUAUUACGGCGGCGUGAUGGUCAGUGAUGCUAACAUCACUGUCGGCAAUCUCUCGUCAUUCUUGCUGUACGCUGCCUACAUUGGAGUCUCCCUGGGUGGUCUGUCUAGCUUCUACUCCGAGCUCAAUCGUGGUCUGGGCGCCAGCACUCGGCUCUGGGACAUCAUUGACCGUCAGCCAGCCAUACCUUGUAAAGGUGGGCUGGUGCUGGCAGAGCCACCGAAAGGAGAAGUGAGGUUUGACCAAGUUCGGUUCAGCUACCCUGCUCGUCCCGACUGUCCUAUACUGCACGAUCUCCAGCUCACCAUACCCAGCGGGAAAGUCACUGCCGUGGUAGGGGCUAGUGGCAGCGGCAAGUCUACGUUGGCAGCACUGUUGUUACGGCUGUAUGACCCACAACACGGCUCCGUGACCCUGGACGGUGUUCCUGUCAGCAGCUACGACCCAGUAUGGCUACGCUCACACAUCGGCUCUGUCAGUCAGGAACCUGUACUAUUUUCUGGGUCAAUCCGAGACAACAUAGUGUACGGGGCAGAACACCCGGAGAACGUCUCAGACAACCAAGUGGAGUGGGCUGCCAAGGAGGCAAAUGCUCACACUUUUAUCACCAAGGAGUUUCCAGAAGGUUUUAACACGAUCGUGGGCGAAAGGGGAGUCAUGCUGUCUGGUGGUCAGAAGCAGCGCGUGGCCAUUGCUAGGGCUCUCAUAAAGAAUCCAAGGAUUUUGCUUUUGGAUGAGGCCACAAGUGCUUUAGAUGCAGAGAGUGAACAUUUAGUGCAAGAAGCUUUAGAGAGGAUCAUGAAGGGUAGAACUGUGCUUACUAUUGCUCAUAGGCUUUCUACUAUUAAAAAUGCUGAUCAAAUAGCAGUUCUCUCUGGAGGCCGAGUGGUGGAGAUAGGCACAUACGAAGAAUUGAUGGCAGAAUGUGAAGGCGCUUUCAGCAAAUUAGUUAGACAUCAAACUUUCCAAUCAUGAUGAUUUCUUCUUCAGCCGCUUGACUAUGUACAAAGUGAUCUUUGUUAUUGUUUUGUUUUAUACUUUAUAGUUUAUUAUGAAGAAGUAUAUUGUUAUUGCAUAAAGUUUUAACGUAGGUGAAAGAACAAAAUAUAUCAUAUUUAAGUUUUA
Homalodisca vitripennis (glassy-winged sharpshooter) is the source of this 2413-nucleotide messenger RNA. RefSeq names its product ATP-binding cassette sub-family B member 10, mitochondrial-like. Gene Ontology annotation, molecular function: ABC-type oligopeptide transporter activity; ATP hydrolysis activity; ATP binding. The record is from RefSeq and is a predicted model, not a curated record. Gene Ontology annotation, biological process: transmembrane transport. Bases 185 to 2263 code for a protein of 692 amino acids. NCBI's taxonomy places the organism in Eukaryota, Metazoa, Arthropoda, Insecta, Hemiptera, Cicadellidae. Gene Ontology annotation, cellular component: membrane. The transcript is spliced from 13 exons.